Hemiscyllium ocellatum (epaulette shark) is the source of this 1949-nucleotide messenger RNA. RefSeq lists its product as uncharacterized. The transcript has 2 exons. The record is from RefSeq and is a predicted model, not a curated record. Lineage: Eukaryota; Metazoa; Chordata; Chondrichthyes; Orectolobiformes; Hemiscylliidae. The coding region runs from base 896 to 1852 and encodes 318 amino acids.
UUUGUUCUUUCUGAACUGACUGACUGAGUAGUUUGUCAGGGACAGAAAGGUUCACACCCAGAGCUCUGUAUACUUUAUCCACUUACUGAUAGAAUAAAACUAAAAGUGUAAGAUUAGAUAUUUUUCCUAUUGCUUUAUUUAAAGAGCACGCAGGACUUGGCUCACACAUAAAAGAUAAUAAGUUUGUAGAUUGAGCAUAAAGUCCGUCAGAUGGUGAGCCUGACGUGAUUCCGACGUGAUCCAGACUGAGCGACGUAAACGCGAGAAAAAUAGAAACAACGGACACUGACGUCUGGUGAUGACAACAAGCGGCGCCGCAAAACAAAAGGUUGGAUCGGAAAAGGGGGACCUACAGAGCCAGGCACCAUCCACCACAGAGUGGGUCCUGCUGAAGGUGAUCAAAUGGAAAUGGUCGGACCCAUGGUGGACAGGACCUUACAAGGUGGUGGAAAGGACAUUUCAUGUGGUUCGACUACAAGGGAAAGGAGACAUUUGGUACCAUUGGAGCCAGUGUGCAAUCACAGAACCACCAACGAGAACUCUAGAACAAAUAAGAACAGAAAAAGAGUAGAAGGGUCUUAAACUUUUAAUUUUUGUGUAACGAAUGUCAUGUUUAUUCUAGUAACUAGCCCACAUUAUCCUAGGCCGUUAAGGUUGGGAGUUUUCACUAUUUUAUGUAUAAGUGUUAUGAUACUGUUAAUAAUGGCAACAACCGCGAAGGACAAAAACACAGACGAGGUAGAGAGUCCCAGGAAUAAGAGAUCAACAGGACAAGAGAUGGACAAAUGUUAAGGGAGCCGGGUAUACAUUAGACAUGAUAAAAAGUGUGAUACAAUAUACCGAUAUACCAGUUUGACUUAUGUCAAGUAAUUGACUGUGGCCAAAAUACAGGGAAAUGGAUGACAUAUAUCUUUGUAUCUACACUAUCUACUAUGACCCAUGCCCGUCGUGGGAUAAUGUAAUAACAUGGACUGGGGUACAACGGACACCUAAGAAGUCGUCACCCUCGGAUAAUAGAUGGGAGGUUAGAGACCAUGUGAGCCUGACAAAGGGGCAACUUGAUCAAUUCUCAGAGGUAAAAAAUCCACUCUUGUUAACCCUGACAAGAUUCAACAUUAAUCCUGGUUCUGAAAAGGUACAGAUUUACUGUGGAAUUGAUGACAGAAGCUUUUAUUUUGUAAUAGGAUUUCCCCGCGGCGUACCUCAUGAAUGUAAGUUGGUAGACCAGGUAACAACAGGAUUUGAGAAUCUCCCAAUCAUUAGUGCUUUAUUCCCAGUUACACCGAAUAAAAACGUUGAUCGAAUUAAUUAUGUACAUUACAAUGUACUCAGGCUAGCCAAUAGAACUAGAGACGCCGUGGCGGGACUCUCUGAACAACUGGCAGGGACCUCAUUGAUGACAGUACAAAAUAGAAUGGCCUUAGAUAUGUUAUUGGCAGAAAAGGGGGGAGUGUGCUCUAUGUUUGGAGAUCAAUGUUGUACGUUCAUCCCCAAUAAUAGAGCACCCGAUGGCUCGGUAACCAAAGCCCUGGAAGGAUUAAGAACUUUGUCUGAAGAAAUGCAUGAACAUUCAGGUAUUAACAACCCUCUAGGAGGCAUUUUCGAUUCCUGGGUAGGGAAAUGGAAAGGAUUAAUUGUGUCUGUGUUUAUGUCCCUCGUUGGUAUGACCAUUGUGUUCGUGUUGUGUGGAUGUUGUUGUAUCCCCUGUAUCAGAUCUUUGUUGAACAGGGUAAUUAUUACAGCAAUUGAAGGGAAGACUCCACCGCCCUACCAGAUGUCACAGAUAACGGCAGAAAGCAUGGCACUGGCAAGAGGGGAGGACUACGCGUCGGAGAGUGAAUGUGAUGCAUAAAACUGGUUCGUUGGUCUCAUUUUCAUGAGACCAAAAGGGGGAGUUGUGAAUAUAUAUAUGUAUAAAACUUACCAGGAAAAUAAAUUGUAGAGUCUGA